Galleria mellonella (greater wax moth) is the source of this 7231-nucleotide messenger RNA. Its product is annotated as fatty acid synthase-like. The record is from RefSeq and is a predicted model, not a curated record. The coding region runs from base 131 to 7087 and encodes 2318 amino acids. The transcript has 40 exons. Gene Ontology annotation, molecular function: oxidoreductase activity; fatty acid synthase activity. Gene Ontology annotation, biological process: fatty acid biosynthetic process. Lineage: Eukaryota; Metazoa; Arthropoda; Insecta; Lepidoptera; Pyralidae.
GGAUAUUCCGUGGAACCGCUAUUUCUGUGGUAGUGGCGGACCGGACUGUUGUUCUUCGAAUAUUACAUUUUUUUUUUAAACAAUUCUUAUAUAAUAUCUUUACUCUAUUUUCUUACUUCGAAGAACGAAGAUGGUGCCUACACCUCAGGAACCCUCGCUGAUUCAAUCGGAGAAAGUGGCUCCGUUAUCAGAUGGCGAUCGAAUCGUUAUUUCUGGCAUGUCCGGAGCUUAUCCCUCCGCGCAUAACAUCAAGGAGUUCUCCGAUAUACUCUACAAUAAGAUAAAUCCGAUAUCCAAUAAAAAUAUGCGAUGGGCAUACAAUCACCCAGAAGUCGCUCAUCAUACCGGCAAGAUUCCUCAUCUGGAACGUUUCGAUGCCCAGUUCUUCAAAGUACAUUUUCGGCUUGCGUGCAACAUGGAUGUGAUGAGUAGAAACAUGCUGGAACAAGCGUAUCAGGCCAUUUUUGAUGCUGGUGUGAGCCCCAAACAUCUCUCUGGAAGAAAGGUUGCAGUGUACGUUGGCUCCUGUUUUUCGGAAACUGAAAAAUCUUCCUUUUACGUUGCCAAAGCAAGAUCUGGAUUUGGUAUCGCUGGAUGCAACAAGAGUAUGUUUGCAAACCGCAUCUCGUACUGGCUUAACGCCAAGGGCCCUUCGUUAGCAGUGGACGACGCUUGCUGCAGCUCUACGGCAGCUUUAGAACAAGCAUUCCUCGCUAUGACUAGAGGAGAUUGCGAGGCGGCUAUUGUGGGAGGUGCUCAUUUGUGUCUUCAUCCUCAGUCUUCCAUCCAUUACGGAAGAAUAAUGACUUUAUCAAUGGACGGCAAAACAAGAUCUUUUGAUAAACACGCGUGUGGCUGUUCAAAAUCAGAGGCCGUUAAUGUUUUAUUCCUUCAAAGAGCAAAGGAUGCGUUGAGGGUUUAUGGAGAACUAUUAUAUGUUAAAAAUGAAUACCUCGGUUUACUCGAGGGUGUAUCGGGCCCGAAGUAUGGUUUCUUCCGUGAUACAACUCUCGCCUCUAACUUUAUGAAGACUGUCUGUAAGGAAGCAAAUAUACGGCCCACUGAUAUCGAAUAUGUGGAAGCUCAUGGAUCAGCUGUCCUGGAAGCCGAUAAGGCUGAGCUGGAUGCUAUAGACGAGGCUUACUGCAAGGGCAGGAAGGACCCGUUGUUAGUUGGCAGUGUUAUGUCCAACAUAGGAUACUGUGAGGCUGCUACCGGGAUAUCAGCAAUCACAAAGGUUUUAUUAGGAUACCAUACAGGAAAGUUGGCAGCCAAUCUCCACUACGAGACCCCGCGGGAUGAUGUAGACGCGAUCAGGGAAGGACGCAUACGUAUCGUGUCUGAACAUCAACCUUUUAACAGAGGCUACGUCGCCGUCAACGGCAUCUCAGUCACUGGAGUGAAUGCGCAUCUCAUACUUCAUGGACGAUACAAGCCCAAGGAUUUGAACCGGUACAAGUCUAACAUACCGCACUUGGUGACGAUAUCAGCGCGCCAGGAUACCGGCGUGCGUCUCAUCAUGGAUGAGUUGAAGUCGCGGCCCGUCGACCCUGAGCAACUGGCUCUCUUGCACAACAUACAUCGGACCAAGAUCUCGGGACAUUUGGGAAGAGGAUACAUCAUUCUUGACACAAAUGAAGAGAACAAGACAGUCACACGGGUGGAAAAGGCGGAGUACUUCGACGAUGCGAACCGACCACUCUGGUUCGUGUACAGCGGGAUGGGCUCCCAGUGGGCCGGCAUGGGCACGCAACUCAUGCGCAUACCGAUAUUCGCAGCGGCCAUAGAACGUUGCCACCGAGCGUUAAAACCGAAGGGUGUGAAUAUCGUGGAUAUAAUUACGUCCACCGACAAGAGCACUUUCGACAAUAUCCUCAACUCGUUCGUGGGGAUUGCCGCCAUACAGAUCGGUCUCACUGAUAUCCUACGGGAGCUCGGUUUUGUUCCUGACAAUAUUAUUGGUCACAGUGUAGGAGAGUUGGGAUGCGCGUACGCUGACGGUUGCUUCACUGCCGAGGAAAUGAUUUUGUCGGCAUACAGCCGUGGUCUUGUCUCUGUACAGACUCCAUUUAUCCGAGGUUCCAUGGCGGCUGUUGGCAUUGGCUAUGAACAGGUCAAAGACAUUUGUCCCCCAGAAAUUCAAGUCGCGUGCCAUAACGGCCCUGACUCGUGCACAAUCUCAGGCCCCGCUGAGAUCAUGAAACAGUUCGUCGACCAGUUGACGGCGAAAAGCAUCUUCGCCAAGGAGGUCCCGUGCUCUAACAUCGCGUACCAUUCGCGAUACAUCGCUGAAGCUGGACCCGGACUACUGAAGUAUUUAUCUGAAGUCAUCACGUCGCCGAAACCCCGCAGCGAGCGUUGGGUGUCCACAUCAGUGCCGCAGGACAAGUGGGGUGAACCUGCCGCGAAAUAUUCUUCAGCUGAAUACCACACUAACAAUUUGUUGAAUCCAGUACUGUUUGAAGAGACAGCUCGCCUGAUACCGUCGAACGCUGUGCUAGUGGAGGUCGCUCCACAUGGACUGCUGCAGGCGAUCCUCAAGCGUUCUCUGUCACCGUCGUGUAUCAAUAUACCGCUCACCAAACGCGGACAUGCUGAUAACGCUCUCUUCUUACUUGAGGCGAUUGGCAAACUCUUCAUGGCAGGUUACUGUCCCAACGUGUCAGUUUUAUAUCCGAAGAUUGAAUUCCCCGUCUCCACUGAAACUCCAUAUCUGUCACAUUUAGUGGAAUGGGCUCACAAUGAGACGUGGAGAAUACCAUACUUCAUAACGGCAGACAAGAACGUUGCGGCCGCGUGCACCUUCUCCUACAGCACCCACGACGACGACAACAACUAUCUUCAGGGAAAUGUCGUCAGAGACAAAACAUUGUUCCCAUUCUCUGCGGCCCUCAUAGCUGUGUGGGACACUCUCGCCAUGUCCACUGGUGUGCCUAAAAAGGAGUUAUCUGUACAAUUCUCCAAUCUAAACUUCUACGUGCAGCCAGUACUACACGACCGUAGAAAUCUGAAGCUGUCUGUGGCAAUGCAUAGAGGCACUGGACAUUUUGAGGUUUUGGAUGAUGAAUCAAGAGUCGCCACAGGCGAUGUAGCUGCACUUCAAACACCUGGUAAUAAAAAGAAUUUGCCAGAAAUUGAAUCAACGCCGGCUAAAGAAGCCGAAAAGUCAAAGGAAGUUUAUCUGAAAUCGGAGGACAUCUACCAAAUACUAUAUGAAAGGGACUAUUUCUAUAGAGAUCAAUUCCGUAGUAUCCACAAUGUUAACGAGACAUUCACGGAAGGUCAUAUAAUUUGGAAUAAUAAUUGGGUGACAUUUAUAGAAGGAUUGAUACAAAUGAGCACACUGAAGCACCCCUACGAAACCGUAUCGCAACCUAAACAGAUCCAAACACUGGUGAUCAAUGUUGAUGAACACGCAGACAAAAUGAUUAAAGUAGAUGAUAAAAAUGUGAUGAAAGCAACUUUAUCGGAUCUAUACGAUUACGUAAGUUGUGGUGGCGUUAAAAUAAAGUCCCUCAGGUUCCACAAUCUACCACCAGUUGUUCCAGAUGAUAUAGCAUUGAAAUCUCUUCAGUUUGUGCCUAGAUUCCAAACUGGAAAUGUAGAUUUAAUUUCUUCACUACAAGUUAACGUGCAAAUAGUAGCAGAGAAUGUGAAUAAGAAUACCAUAAAUGUAGUACAGAUAAAAUAUGAUAAAGAAGUACAUGCUAUCUAUGAUAAAAUAAAAGAAAUUCUUAGUGAUGUGCCCGGUGUAACUAUACAAUUUAAACAAAUAGAGCUUAAGCAGCUUUCAGAGGAACGUGAACUCUUGAACAAUGUGGAUCUUGUCGUAGUAAAAAACAUAUCAACAGAUGAAAACGUAUGCCAAUUGCUAUAUCAAAUUCUACAACGCGACGUCUUUAUUUUAAAUUUAGAAGACCACUACAAUACCUGUAAAGUGCGCCCAUCAGCACUUUACAACGUCGUAUCUGCACAUAAUUCAAAAGUUAUGCGAUUAGAAUUAGCAAGAUGGAGGCCAACAGAUACGAAAUCUCAAGUCACAGCGUUAUCAGUUCGUACGCCUUCAGAUAUACCAAUGCUAACUUCCACCAGAUCAUCGAUUCCUCCAAAUCACAAACUGUUAGUAAUAACGACGUACCCUCUAAUUCCUGGACUUAAAGAUUUAAUUUUAUCAUGGAGAAAGGAUGUUGAUCGCAAUCAAGUAUAUUUAGUGACGAUGAACAAGGAACAAGAAAGUCAGUGCUUAGACCAAAUGCCUGAAUUGGAUCUGGCAAUUAAUAUUUUUAAUAGUGGUGCGUGGGGUGGCGAGUACUAUGUACCAUGCAUUGAAGAGCCUCGAGCAAAUAGUGAAGUGAAGUUGGAGAUCUCUCGUUUUGGAGAUUUGAACUCGCUGCACUGGGUUGAGACGUCGGUACCUAAAAAUACAGGAGUACCAGUAACGGUUCAUUAUGCUGGCAUAAACAAUUAUGAUCUGAGAAAAGCAACAGCAAUUACUGAUAAGGAUGAUGGCAAAACAAACACGAAUUCAUUCGGGAUGGAGUUCAGCGGUGUUACUGAUACUGGUGAACGGGUAAUGGGCUUAUCACCCACUGGAGCUGUGAUGACCAAAGUGCGUGCAGUGCCAGAAUUAUUGUGGCCAGUACCGGCUCACUGGACUCUCGAAGAAGCUGCUACCGUUCCUUUGGCUUAUGCCAUCGCCUUCUACUGUUUGGGUAUCAAAUGCAAGUUAUUACCAGGAAAGUCCAUCUUGGUGCACGGUGGUACUGGAGCCGUGGGUCAAGCGAUUAUAUCGAUCGCGUUAAACUUCGGCUGCGAAGUGUUCGCCACUGUUGGCGAUGUCCGGAAGAAGCGCUACUUACGGAAACUGUUCCCUCAAAUACCAGAACGCCACAUCGGAAACUCCCGGGAUCACACGUUUGGUGAUAUGAUAUUGACAACAACGAAAGAUAGGGGUUGCGACAUCGUUAUUAGUUGUGUCAAAGAUAAAUUAAGAAAUACUUCCCUCAACUGUUGCGCACCCUGCGGCAUCACCAUUGACUUAUCCCUCAUUCCAAAUGAAGAGAAGUUCAGAUUUGGCAUGUCCAAUUUGAUAGACUGUAGACAUUACAUGCCUGUUGAUUUCUCUUCUAUAUUCUACUACAACAAGCAGGACGAAAUUAAGAGCAUCCAAUAUAUGAUAAGCGAAGGUAUAGAGCGUGGAUACGUGCGCCCAUUGUCCCGCAUCACGUACGGAGCGCAGGAGGCCGCGCGAGCCUUCCGCCUGCUGGGCGCUAGUCGACACCGCGGACGCGUGCUGUUGCGGCUUUGCGACUCAUUCCAAGCGCAGCCCAGGAUAAAGUGUUCCCCGGAAUAUUCUCAUCUAGUACUCUGCGACGAUGACUUCUUUGGGCUACAGUGGGCCGAAAGACUGGUGAGCCGCGGGGCGACGAAACUACGUUUGCACUUCUCAUCUGUUUCAUCAUACGUAUUUUAUAGAGUUCAGUCAUGGCAAGCGAAAGGCAUAGAAGUUCAAGUUUCCACUGAAGAUGUGAGCUCUUCGACCGGUGUCCAGUCUUUACUGGAAAACAGCAACAAGAUGGCGCGCGUAGAAGGCAUAUAUGUGAUGGCCACAACCGACAAAACGGACCAGAACAAAUUGUCAUAUUUGGACACGGUUUCGAGGAAAUUGUGCCCAUCACUGAAGUACUUCUGUGUGGUGAACACCAACGGUAGCGGACAGGAGACAUGCUUGGUUCGCGCCGCCAACAAUCUGCCUGCCACCAAACUAACUAUACCACCUAUCGCCAAAAAAGAUGUCCCCAGCACUCCAGAUACGAUAUCCUGGCGUAGCGGUGUAGAUGUAACGGAGCGUGCAUUGCGGACUGCACUCCCAGUUUUGAAGGCGUAUGCCCGACCAGUACCGCCACCUUCACUACUGCAGCAGAUUGUAGCUAUCGCUGAUAUUAAUUUGCCACCCAAUGUCGAGCCCACAACAACACUUCAGGACCUGAAGGUUCAAGAUGAGAAGCUGACAGCAAUUUCCUGCUACUUGAGUGACACGUAUAACAUUUCAUACGACGAAGAGCGUAUACCAUCUUUAACAAUACAGAAGAUCGCAGAGCUACAAGAAGUUCUGUUUCCAUCAGAAUUAAAGAAGGUCAAGGGUCUGCAUACGUUUUUCUCAUACGUAGACUCGGAUGAGCUUCUCGCUACCACCGAAAUGGUGUCUAUACCAACCCUCGCUAGCAGUACUAUGCGAGAAGAUGAAUUGGACACAACGCAAACCUACAUGUGCUGCGUGCCAGGACUUGAAGGUCAUCGCUAUAAGCUGCACAAACUGUGCGAUCGACUCAAGCUGCCGGCGUUAGUGCUCCAACAGGGAUUGGAUUGUAUCGGCGAGACCGUUCCUGAAAUGGCCGAAAGAUAUGCCAAGGUGUUACUAAAGAAAGCGGGCUUGAAAGACACCUUUUACUUAAUGGGCUACGAAAGUGGAGUAAUAAUAGCUUUGGAGAUAGCAAAGAUUAUUGAAAAACAAGGUUUGACUGGCAUGGUAUUUUGCGUGGGCGCAAGUCCUGAGGAUUUCCUGGAAAUGCUCGAAGACGAGUUGAGCGAAUAUAAAACGGAGGAGGAACUACAAGAUGCCAUCACUCAGCACAUGUUCACCCUCAUGGGCGGCACUACCACCGCUGGAGUCCAAAUGGACCUUCAUCAGUACUCAACUUGGCGAGAGAAGAAUGAUGCUUGUGUUAGAACGUUAUUGGGCCAUGUACCUCAUUCGGCACAGUACGCCCGUGCUAACAUCGAAGAAGCAUAUACACGUAUAUCACUGUUAAGGCAAUAUAAACCCAAACCGUACGCAUUGCAGUCGCAAAUUGUGCUGCUGCAAGCAUCUGCAAAUCACUCUCUACGAAAUACAAUACAACAGUACUCCCAGAAGCCGGUCAUAGUGUAUAACCUUGAUACACCCCUCGCGCAUGUUUCUAUAGAUCUGCGAUGCUCUAACCUUAUCAAUAGGCACCUGCCUGUGGAACUGCUCGAAGCUUUCAAUAGAAAGAACAUCUGUGAGACUUACAUAACCAACGCUGACACGUUCAUGAUGGAAGGUUAAAUGUUAUAAUGGGUGUUGGGGUGGACUGAUUAGAACCAAGUUUUGUUAUUGUUUUAAAUUAUGACUGAAUAUUAUCUGGUAAAUAAUAGCUCAUUGGUGUCUUGACAUAUUGUGGGGAAAAUAAAUAUAUUUCUAUAGUAUAAA